GGAGAGCCAAGGAUUAAUUUAUAGAAAAGAAAAAGGACCAAGGAACUACAAGUUAUGUACUCUUGAUAGUAUCUAGUCACAUCGGUGGACUGUUACUCUGAACUCAUAUCCAUAUGUUCCUUUCCUCUCACUAAUAACGUAAAGAAGUACUUUUUCCAUGUUUUCACCUUUCGGGUAGCCAGUCAUAUGAUAGUUUCUGCAACUCUGCAUGCACACUCUUCUAGCGUUUAGGCUGUGUUUGGAUCUAAACUAUUUAUAUAACUGUGCCGCAAUAGUAAAGUGCUGCGUUGUUGGUUGUUUUCUGCGGCCUUUGCUAGUAGAACCGCGCGCGUCUAGCCAUUUCAAACGCCUUUUCUCAUGGUACUGAUCUGAUCGAAAGAGAUCUUGUCGAGUUCGAGAUGAGCACAACAUGAAUGCAGGUUUAAUGAUCCACAAGAGUUCUGCAGAGAAGAAGGCCUUGUUUAUCCCCACUAUUCAUUGGCCGAGCUAAAUUCCUUCUUGUAACAGUUAUUGCAUCUAUCGUGGAAAGCGGAAUUUCCACUCUUGAGGAAAGUAGAUGAGAGAUGGCAUUGGCCUUUAUCCAUCCAAGAGUGCAUGUAAUUGUACUACAACUUGUACAAGUCAUGUAUAUGGGGGAGGGGGUAAUGGACUCUUGGUCCAACUCUGAUGGGGAUAACAUUAUGGACCACACCAUAGUCAUUGUGCAUGAGAACAUAGGACGCACACAACACACAAAAGUUGUGACAAAACACACACACACUCGCAUACACACACACUCGCAUACACGCACGCGCACGCAGUGUACACGCGUUUCUGUCAAUUGUCAUGGCAAUCGUCUGUCACAAUCAUGUCAUGUAGCUUCUUGCUAAUGAAUCUGCUGUCAAAGUUACCCUUGCUUACAAGGCUUAUUUUGUAGUGCCCGUACUUUCGAAUUAAUUUCGUGUCAUGUCGGUCUUGCCAUGAGAAAUGAUUGAGCGGCUCACAUGUCAAAACGCUUCCAAAUCGCAAGUAGCGAGGGGUACUUUUGCCAUCAACGCCGAACUGCCAUGCUGCGUGAGCUUGAAAUGAUCGUAGCUCGUCUGCGGGUGUGAUCGUAUCGAUGAUAAGAACUGCCUGUGUAUUUGCACCGCGGGGUGCGCACAGCCACAGCACAGGCAAGGAUUCGCUGCCCAGCAACCGAGCCGUCUUGACAGCACCACACUGCGCGGUGUUAUCAAGUCCGUUGUUUACUGUCAGACUGAACGGUUCCUUCUCGGACUUCAGUCUUGCCCUAUUUUUAGAGAGAUUUUCUUGAUUGGCCGGUUGAAGGGAGGUGUCCAAGUCGCGCAUGUCGCCUAAGUCUUACCAAAAGUGAGACGCUGUUCUUCUUCGUCGAGAGGAGGGUGUUGCGAAGCUUCGUGGCUACCAUCUCGAGAGGAAGAUGUCUGCAAGUGGCGGAGGCGGAGACGCGCCUGCAGCAACGGCAGCAACGAGCCCUGUUGUCGUGCCGGAUGGAAAGCGUACCACGGAGUCGCCGGCUAUGAAGCGGCGGCACAUCGACGAGGCGUGGACAAUCGUCAAAUCCAGCACACUCUACAAGAAGAGUAAAGGUUUACGCGGCAACUGGCUGAGUCGAUUCUGGAUCCUCUACUCAUCUGGUGAUCUGGUGUAUUACAAUGAUGAGGCAUCGGUCGGCAACAAUGCAAAGUGUGCUGUUGCGGCACAGUUACAAGAGAAGUCUGUACAGGUUGCCCAUGGCCGUGAUAACUGCAAGGACUGCAGCUAUCCGGGCAUGGUUCCCGAUGUGUGCUGCUUGGCAUUCGUCACAGCCAGUCGUACAUACCACAUCUAUUCCAUCUCCUAUGAGGAUGCUAAAGGUUGGAAGACUGCCAUAGAGAACUUCGUGCCAAGUAGCAGUGCGCCUGGUACUCCGUCCAAGAGCCCAAGCACGUCAAGCUCACUAGGCGAAUCCCCUCUUAGUCUUUCUGCCACUAGUGUUUCACCCGAGAGCCAUGGGUCUGGCAAGAAGAAAGAAACUGGUGGUGGCCGCAUCCGCAACUUGAAUUUGGGCCGGCGUGCAUCCUUCUUCACCCGUGACAAGAGCCAGAAGCCCGUUGUAAAGCGCACUGCUGCUGAGGCGCCUGCAGCUCUGGGCAGCACUACUCAACGAGUUACAGACACAUCAGAAUCAGCUACGUCUGCCCAGCUCCAGCAAACUACUACUGCCAUUACUACUUCAGCCACAACUGCUUCGUUGGUAUCGAAUGGCGCUUCUACGGUCAGUGUACAGCCACAGAAUGGAAGCCUGAUGGGACAAAACACAGGGCAAAUACACCCAAAUGAUUUGCCCGUGGUGCCGACCAAUGUAUCCGCUUCUAUCAGCGAGGCCUCCCUGGAUAGUAGUAGCCAGACAGCGGUAGGUUCAUCUGCAUCCACCAGUGAUAUGUCUUCUCAACCAUCCGGUGACCUGACAGAGCAAACGGCACACUCUAGAGACAUCAAUAGUCAAAUUCCAGCGACUGACAGCACGCCUGCUAACACAUCUGCCUUGGCAUCUACAGGCACGCCUAGCCAAGACAGUGAUCUUGAGGAGAAGCAGAGUCGCACCCAAGCAUCGACUUCCUGCACUGGUGCAGGCACUGCUAGCCAAUUACCGUCGGCAGCCCUAGGCCCGGACUCUCAGCCAGUAGCUGGCACAAAGCCAUCAGCAAGUACGAAUUCAGUACUCCCUCCACCUCCUGGUGCAACUGGCCGAAGACGGAGUAGACAGUUAACAUCAAACGAUGAAGCUGUAACUGGUGGUGAUGUAUUAGUUGAACAACAGAAGUCAGUGCGUGCAAAUGAAACCCCUGUGGGACUCAACCAUACCAUUCCCGAGUCGUCUGAAACUGAGACCAGUGCUGAGCAUGUCGGUAAUGCAGAUCCUAGCACACAGUCGUCUGCAAUGCAGGUAUCCACACCAGCGGCGGCAGAACAGAUCAGUGGGGAUGUAACACAUUCUCCACCAUCAGGAAGCGGGUCAGUACAACAAGCGGGACACGGCACGUCUCCACCAGCUGUUGCUGAUGCCACAGCCAAUGCAUGGCAAGGAUCGGUUGAGGAGUCAAUAGUUGCCACUGGGCAGCAUCGGCCGACUCCUGUCGACAGCGUUUCCAAUCCAGCACCUGUGCCAGAAGCAUCGUCACCACUACCUACCCCCGGUGUACUAACUGAAGAGCCCACCCCAACAAAGCAAGCUGUUUCUGUGAUAGCGCCGUUACUACCACCACCGUCAAGUUCAAGCAGCAGAAAGCUCCGUCAGAGGAUGUCACAGGCUGAUCUUACACCAGUAAUAACCAAUGGACCUACCAACACUGGUGAAGACUCUGCUGAUCCCACAUCCAGAUCAGGUCAGGCAUUGCAGCUGCAUACGGACAUCCCUUCGGCAGACACACUGACGCUACAGCAACAAAAUGUGCACACCAUUGCAUCUGCCUCUACGCAGGAGAAAACCCUGCCUUCUGGCUAUAGUGACAUUACAGCCACAAGCGCUAGUGCACAUGAAGCUGAGAACUUGGAAAUCGCCAAGCCUGCUGCGGGUGUGGGACAAGUCUCAGAUGAUGUACCUUUGACUGAUACGGCCGCUGUUCAGACAAUUUCACAUGCCUCUACAUCGCCCAAUGAGAUAAGGUUAGGGAAAAAUCAUUUGACAUCAGGACAAGCAGCCAUGGAAUCACAGAGCAGUCCAGCAGUACCAGGCAAAACACCCAGGAAUGAAUCUGCCGUGAUUGAUGCUCUGGCCGAAUUGGAAAACUUCAGCAACAUGUUGCCACCAGAAGCUACUACUAUAUCAACUGCUCCUGGCUCUCUAGUGGCAGAGCAGGCCGAAUGCCCAUCUUCAGCUGCCAGCCAUUCCGAGGUGGCAACAUCGAGCUGCUCAGAAUCGGCAAUAGCUCAUAGUUCAACUGCCACAGAGUUGGAAACCGAAAUGAUGAGGGAACUGCCAUCGCAACCUUCCAGCCAAGCUGGACCUCCAUUGGCCAGCCAACAUGAAUCCCACAUCAGUGCGCAGCGUGACGAGUUGUCUUCUGAAGAUGCGACGGUUCAAGAUCCGCCAAAGGGACUGCAGACGGUGUUGGAAAGUGAAGUAGAGGACACAGCCAAGCCUGCAUCCCAAGAAAAUAACAUUACUUCAGGCACUUCAAUCUGCACCGAUCAGGCAUCAACAUCAAUGGAAGCCUCAUCGGUCGAGUCCUCAAGCAGCUCAGAUGUCGCUGUCACUAGUAAGCCACCGGCAGUGUUUGAGUCUAAGCUCGAACAAGAGCGCUGGGAAAUGCAGCAAGUCGAAGAACAGCAGGCUCGCUAUCGACGCAUGUCGGCAGUUGAAAGACGAGGCUAUGAAGCCAAACGUAUCCAUGCACAGCAACAGGCCAAGCUGAAGCAGCAGGAACUGGAGAGAGAGCGCCGUAAAGCUGAGGAGGAGCAAGCACUGAAAGCAGCUCAAGCUGAGAUGGAGGGAGUUUCUGAGCUACGCAGGCGCCAGGAAGAAGAAGCACGGGUGCGGCUGGAGAAGAUAGAGGAAGACCGCAAACAACUUGCUUCUGAAGAGCAGGAGAAACUCAGAAAAGCAAGUGGAUCAGAGCGAAAGCUGUCAGUGCGUAGACACCGUCCUUCUGCCGAGAAGCCCAGCCAAUCUUCUCCCCAAAUAGCAGCAGACACUGUUAGCAGUAGUGCCGCCAAACUUGCAACGUAUUCCAUCACGUCUGCAACUAAUGACAAGCGACAUAAAUCAUCUCAAGAAGUAUUGGAUAAAGUUGAAGAAGAGAGACGUGCUGCCGAAGAAAUGGAUCGAAAGAUAGCAGAACGACGGGCCACUCUGUCCAAGGAACGGGAUGAGCAGCGGCAGGCUGCUCGCCGGAGGAAAGAAGCCAUGCAGGCUGAGCUAAAGCAGCAGGAACUGAAGGCCCUCCAGGAGCAGCAACUUCAGGAAGAGAAGCGGCAAAAUGAGCUUGCAGAUCAGAUGGCACAAGCUGCAAGGCAGCGGAAACUGGAGGAGGAGCGCAUCGCUAAGGAACGAGAAGAAAAGCUUGAGGCUGAGCGACUUCUGGCAGCAGACCAUGAAGCCCGCAUUCUCAAUAUCCGUUCAAACCUGUUUCUGGAGCAGGAGAAGGCCCGCAAAAAGCAGCUAGAAGAAGAACAGCGACGCGAGGAAGAAGAGCAGCAGAAGCGCCUGGAAGCAGCAAGGGCAGCUGAAAAACGUAGGGAUGAGGAGAAAGCUGAGGAGCUGAGAAGAUUGAACAACCGACGGAAAGAAACUCAAGGCCCUGAUGCAUCUGCCACUGCUGAGAGGCAGAGACAGCUUGAGCAAGAACGACUUCAGUUCGCUGCAGUUGAGCUUGAAAGGGUACAAGCUGCUGAGGAAUUGCGCCGAAAAAGGGAGCAGGAUAUUGCUGCUCGUGAGCAAGAAAGACUGGACGUUGAAGAACAACGACGGCAAGAGGAGCUGAAGCGGCGAGCUGAUGAGCAAGCAGCUGAAGAAAUACGUUGGCGGAAGGCGUCUGAAAAUGCACAGAAGGCUCAGCUUGGCCAGGUUGCCCUCGAAGAGCAACGUGUUCAACAGCGUCAGCGGGAGAUUGAAGAGGAGCGCCGACGAAUCCAAGAGUUUGACAAAGCUAUUGCUUCUCAGAAAUUGAAAGAGAACAAAGAGGAAUUGAAGAGACUGGAACGAGAACGAGCACAACUCCUGGAGUCCAACCGAGCAAAAGAGGAGCUCGAGAGACGUCUUGCUGAAAAGCGGCUGGCAGAUGAGGCAUAUCGGAUUGAAGAGGCGCGGAUUGCAUCUGAGAAAGAGAAGGAACGCGUUGCUCAACAGAGUAAACAUUUCCUUGCUUCAGAGCAACGGCUGGAGAAGGAGCGGGAAGCUGGUAACAGUUUCGAAGAGCGACUGUCCCAAUUUCGCAAUGUGUUGAGCAAAGGUAAAACCAGUGAAGAAGUAAAAGAUGACAUUGAUGACUUGGACUCUAUUGCACGUCGAGAAUGGGAGAGUCGCAACUCACCUCUGAUGGCAGCUCGACGGCAUUCAGUGCGCCACCCAAAGAAGAAAACUGCAGUGACGAGGAAAGUUUCUAUGGAGACGGAAUCACAAGUACACCUAGGUGACAAAGUUAGUGUACCAACCCAGAGAAAAUCAACAUCAUCCCUGCCUAGCUCAACCAAAGUUGACCUAUCUGUUAGUAGCAAGACCACAGCUCUGGAACCAGCACCUGUCAGUGAGAAGCAAAACGUCGCCUUCAUCCAGGAAGAUCCACUUCGCCCCGCCGAUGAAGGUGAUGAUGAGUCCUCGCCCAGUGUGCACGCGGCCCGUUUGAUGUGGCAAAACCGAACAGGUGAUUCUCCACAGUCUUCACCGACUGUACGCCGAGCUGCAUCGCCUAUAUCCACACCUCGUCAGUCUAGUGCCAGUGGCUCAAAACCAACCUCCAGGUCAUCAUCACCACAUCGGUUAAGCCCUCAAAUCAGCGUGACGACUGCUGGAGAUCCUCUCUCACCGAAGAACAUCAUGCCCGUACCUAGUCCGUUGACACGCUCACGUUGUCACAGUGCAAGUACAGCACCAGCAUCGGCACUUUCAGGAUCUGAUGCAGAAGUCCAAGCCAUCAACGGACUAACAUCGACAUCCUCAUCCACCCAGUGUUCAGCUCUCACCAGUCCGCUCAGUCCAGGUGAAGAUAGCACAUUCAAGUUUCCGCCCAUUCAGCCGGGUGCACCCAUGAGUCGCAUUGCCGCCCUGCGCAACUCGUCCACACGCGUACGCCGCAACUCCCUGCCCACUGUCGAGUGCCCGAAGAACGUUGAGACAGCACGACCAACAACACCGGUCCUGGCCCGUGUCAGUCGUUUGGCAAGUGAGAGCGAGGGUGAGUCAAGUGGUGGUGAGGAGGACCCAUCAACGCGACGUCAGCGCCAGGCAACAAAGUGGGUAGAGAAAGAACUUACAAAGCUAAUCACCACUAUCAAGGACACCUCAAGUACUACGAACAGCGAUGGCAAGUCAAUGAUAACAUUUCAGCAGCUCUUUGAUGUUGCAUCUGAUAUCUUCGAGGCUCUGUCAGGGACACUUCUUACAGCCAGGAAACACAAGAUUGUGGUGUAUGAGGGUGACCUACUGCUGCAAGGCGUUCACAAUAGUGUCGUCAUCACGCUUUUGGAAGACAGCGUUCCCGAUGGUGCGGCCAGUGGCUUCAUCAAACAACGCAAAUCAUCCCUGACACCAGACUCACCGCGUCGCGGAAGAGCCUUCAGCGGAGGAUCGUUACAGACCACGCUAAGCAAGUGUUACAUUUGUGAGAAGACAGUUUAUCCUGUGGAAUAUGUCGGAGUCGAUGAUCGUGCCUUUCAUAAAGCGUGCUUCAGGUGUUUGCAGUGCCAAGUCAAGUUGAACACGGGCAACUACGCAACACUGGAUGGCCGCUACUACUGCAAGACGCACUAUGGUCGUCUCUACAGGGAGAAGGGCGACUAUUCUCUAAUGUAGCAUAUUGACUCGUAAGGUCUUAGACUCCAUUAUUACGUAUUUCAGCUUGGUACCACGACUCGUACCAUACAAGACUAUAAAUACAAUGCAAACCGAUUCUUGCGUUUUCCUGUAUAACACGUGUUGUCCCUACAUGUACCAGGUGUACGUGCAGUGGAGUUAUUUAUUGACAUUUUGUUGCCAUAGUUUGAAUUCUUGCACGUACCGGUAAUAUUAAGUUAAGUCAAUGCUCUAUUAAAACUUGUUCUGUAUGAGUUGAUGAAAUGCUACUUGACCCCGGUGGCAUAUUGCCACAAGCAUAGUGUUUGUGCACUAUCCAUAGUAAUUCCAUGCAUGCUGCAUCAUGUCAUUCUACUCAUACUAGAGUCAUAGCCGGGUUUAGUAAGCUAACUUAAUGCCACACUAGGCGCACUAGUGCAGUACUUCAUUAUCUCUUCGCUUUUUUCUAUUGCUCUAUUACAGUCAGACCUCACAUAACCGCACACAUCCGUUUUCCAGAAAAAUAUCCGGAUAGGCGAGGGAACCGGAUAAUCGAAACACAUACUGUAUGUGUGCAUGGCAUAUGCUGUAAAUCGGUAGCCACCGAUUUUCUACCGGAUGGCGAGGGAUCCGGAUAAACGAGGACCGGAUAAGCGAGGUCUGACUGUACAAUUAUAAUCUGCUCAUUGGUAAGCUCUAUAAUCUUGAAUCAUUUUCUAACUCAUGUUCUCGCAAAUAAUUAUUCGAACUGGAA
This is a messenger RNA of Sycon ciliatum, 8225 nucleotides long. RefSeq names its product mucin-2-like. Gene Ontology annotation, biological process: actin filament bundle assembly. NCBI's taxonomy places the organism in Eukaryota, Metazoa, Porifera, Calcarea, Leucosolenida, Sycettidae. The transcript is spliced from 6 exons. Bases 1421 to 7492 code for a protein of 2023 amino acids. The record is from RefSeq and is a predicted model, not a curated record. Gene Ontology annotation, molecular function: actin filament binding. Gene Ontology annotation, cellular component: plasma membrane; actin cytoskeleton.